AGGAGAUGACCAGAGACUGCGGACACAGUAGAGGAGAUGACCAGAGACUGCGGACACAGUAGAGGAGAUGACCAGAGACUGCGGACACAGUAGAGGAGAUGACCAGAGACUGCGGACACAGUAGAGGAGAUGACCAGAGACUGCGGACACAGUACAGGUGAUGACCAGAGACUGCGGACACAGUACAGGAGAUGACCAGAGACUGCGGACACAGUACAGGAGAUGACCAGAGACUACAGGACACAGUACAGGAAAUGACCAGAGACUGCGGACAUAGUACAGGAAAUGACCAGAGACUGCGGACAGUACAGGAGAUGACCAGAGACUGCAGACACAGUACAGGAGAUGACCAGAGACUACGGACACAGUACAGGGGAUGACCAGAGACUGCGGACAUAGUACAGGAGAUGACCAGAGACUGCGGACAUAGUACAGGAAAUGACCAGAGACUGCGGACACAGUACAGG
Messenger RNA from Staurois parvus, 467 nucleotides. Lineage: Eukaryota; Metazoa; Chordata; Amphibia; Anura; Ranidae. The record is from the annotation of a GenBank genome assembly.